GCUCUUCCCCAGCUACUUACACGACACCGCUAAUCUUCCUUUGGAACCACCUUCCUUCUAAUUCAAAAUGAAGUUCACCUCCGUCGUUGCUGCCCUUGCCUUCGCCGCCGUUGCCUACGCUCAGGCCAGCGAGGACCCCGCUGCUGAGCCCUCAGCCGAGCCCUCUGGCGACGUUGAGCCCUCCGUCGAGCCCUCUGGCGACGUCGAGCCCUCUGGCUCUGCUGAUCCCUCCGGCUCUGUCUCUGGAUCUGCUCGCCCCACCGGCUCCGACUCUGCUGACGGCCCCGAGCCCACCGACGAUGAGGAGGAAGGAUCCGCCUUCUCCAUUGCCCUCGGCGCUGGCCAUGUCGUGGCCGGUACCCUUGCUGGUGUCGCUGUUGCCCUCCUCUAAAAAGAUACCCACCGUCCUUCUUUAGAGGCUCCAUCAUCACCGUUACCCCUCGUACCCUAGUACCCUUUACCCUCGCGUGUGGAUUGUAGUUGGUCACAGCUUGUCUACACUUUAAUAGAAUGUUCACUCGUUUGGGAUUAUAACUCGCUGCGUGUGC
This is a messenger RNA of Coprinopsis cinerea okayama7#130, 548 nucleotides long. RefSeq lists its product as hypothetical. The record is from RefSeq and is a predicted model, not a curated record. NCBI's taxonomy places the organism in Eukaryota, Fungi, Basidiomycota, Agaricomycetes, Agaricales, Psathyrellaceae. The coding region runs from base 68 to 391 and encodes 107 amino acids. The transcript is spliced from 3 exons.